AUGAAGAGAGAGCCGAACAGUGUCCGCUCCUGCGCUCCCCAGCUCAAGCGUCGCGGUCAUCUCACCGAUGCACUCACUCGGCGCCUGCAGCUAGCUCGUCAUGCUCGCACCAAGCGCAACCUCGACAGUAACGCUUUGUUUCGCCGCGGUUUUGCAGCAUACAACUUCACGCAUCAGUCUGGCUCGGACGUCACACUCGAAAGCGACGAGACAGCUCUGUUCAGCGACAAUUCUUCUUGCGUUCUGCAGCCAGAGGUGACCCAAGGACCGUACUACGUUGAUGGCGAGUUGAUUCGUAGCGAUCUGACAGAAGAUGAAGAUGGUGUCCCGCUCUACCUUGACAUCCAGCUGGUGGACACUGCAACCUGCGAGCCCGUACCGGCAGUGUUCAUGGACUUCUGGCAUUGCAACGCAACAGGCGUCUACAGCGGCGUAUCCGCAAGCAGCAACGGCAACAGCAACGACACCUCGAACAUCUCCGCCACCUUCCUUCGCGGAAACCAACAGACCGACAUCAAUGGCGUGGCCCAAUUCGAGACCAUCUUCCCGGGCCAUUACACGGGCCGCGCGCCCCACAUUCACGUCUUGAGUCACAACACCAACAGCACAAUCAUUCGCACGAACGGUACAUUGCUUGGCAGCAACUCUACCACCUCCGCCUCGCAUGUAGGCCAGAUAUUCUUCGAUCAGGAUCUCAUCUCCCAAGUCAAAGCAACGGCACCAUACAACACCAACACUCAAGACCUGACCACGAACGCAGAUGACUCUAUCCUGAGUUCCGAGGCUGCAAAUAUGGACCCUUUCGUGGAGUACGUCUGGCUUGGUGACAGCCCUUCUGAUGGUAUCAUGGCCUGGAUCAGUAUUGGUAUCGAUCCAACCACGGAUGAUGAGGUCACAUCUGCUGCAACAAUCUAUGCGGAUGGCGAAGUAGCGAAUACGGAUUCCAGUAUGAAUGGCGGCUCAGGUGGUGACGGCGGAGGUCCAUCUGCCAACGGAACGACUAGUGGCAGUAUGCCUUCUGGUAGUCCACCGUCCUAG
This is a messenger RNA of Recurvomyces mirabilis, 1038 nucleotides long. RefSeq lists its product as uncharacterized. NCBI's taxonomy places the organism in Eukaryota, Fungi, Ascomycota, Dothideomycetes, Mycosphaerellales, Teratosphaeriaceae. The transcript has 2 exons. Gene Ontology annotation, molecular function: oxidoreductase activity, acting on single donors with incorporation of molecular oxygen, incorporation of two atoms of oxygen; ferric iron binding. Bases 1 to 1038 code for a protein of 345 amino acids. The record is from RefSeq and is a predicted model, not a curated record.